Epinephelus lanceolatus (giant grouper) is the source of this 873-nucleotide messenger RNA. RefSeq names its product hepcidin-like. The record is from RefSeq and is a predicted model, not a curated record. NCBI's taxonomy places the organism in Eukaryota, Metazoa, Chordata, Actinopteri, Perciformes, Serranidae.
CCAUUAGACAGAAGUCAGCAGACCUGACAAGAGGCACCAAGAGAUCUGAAAAAUAUAUCUGCUUACCAACUAAACCACUUCAACCCUCCUAAGAUGAAGACAUUCAGUGUUGCAGUUGCAGUGGCCGUCGUGCUUGCCUUCAUUUGCACUCAGGAGAGCUCUGCCUUACCCGUCACUGGAGUAGAAGAGCUGAUGGAGCUAGUGAGCAAUGACAACGAUGACAAUCCAGUUGCUGAUCAUCAAGAGCUGCCAGUAGAAUUGGGGGAGAGGCUGUUUAACAUCAGGAAGAAGCGUGCACCUGCUAAAUGCACUCCUUACUGCUACCCGACUCGUGACGGUGUCUUCUGCGGAGUCCGCUGUGACUUCUAAUGAUUUCUGCCCCAGGAUUAGACUUCCACAACCACCACUAAAUAUUUACUUGUUACACAUUUUCUCUAACAGCAAUUUUACCAUUUUAGUUGUACUUGUGGCUCCUGUAAAUCUGAGGAUGUGACUGCAUUUGGUCAUGCUGUCAUUCAUAUAUGCUCAGUGAUGUGACUGCGUCAUUAAAUGUCUGCACUAGUGUAUUUUCAUAAGUAAUUUUCAUUCUUAUAUACUGUGUGAACAUGUUCUUUUUACAAUGAUAACAUUAACACAAUGUAUGUUUGCUCUUAAAACGUGGUGUCAGUUAUGAAAGUGAAUUUAUCUUUAACAGAAUAUCUAAAACAGAAUACCGCAUCACAAGGGACCAUGGACCUGUGUAAACUAGGGGUAGGAAUCACCAAAGGAUCUACAAUAUGAUAUUAUCACGAUACUUAAGUCACAAUACAGUAUUAUUUCAAUUUUAGAAAUGUUGUGAUAUGCUGAGUAUUACAAUAAAAAAAUACUGCAAUA